AUGGCAUCCACCAAACGUCCUGGCGCUCCCGGAACCUUGACACCUCAUGCAAAGCCUGUUAUAAGCAUGGAGGAAUGGGAAACGAAAGCCCCGCUCGGAGAAGUUGAGGCGAGGAGCGUGAACCUCAUCAAGGCUGCCUCGGAGAAGGCUGCUCUACCUCUCAAGUUUGCCGUAGAUGAGCCGGGCUCGUCGUCCCGACCGUCCACACCCGUCUUGCGCAACAGGCUCGGCGUCGGCUCCCGUCCUAGCACACCCAGUUCUGCGUUCCCCCGGAGCGCGACAGCUGCACACGCACUGCACCCGAAGCAACCGAUACAGACACCGCAGCAGUUCUAUGACUGGUUCGCGCUCAUCGACCGCUCGGUAGCCCACAGCCAGGAGGCGCACUACCGGGCGCAUCUAGAGAGCGUGUCGGAGCAUCUCGAUACGUGCGACCGGCUGAUACAGCGCAUCGACGAGAUUGACUCGGCGGUGGAUGGGAUGCUGAAUGAGUGGAGAUUAGUGGAGGAGGGUGGAAAGAGCCUGAAAGGGGCUUGUGAACAGCUGCUCGAAGAGCGGGACCACUUGCUCAGCAUAACUGACGCUAUCGAUGAGCGGAUCGGUUACUUCCAAGAGCUAGAACACGCUACUCGAAUGCUAAACUCUCCGGGCGACUCGUUAGUCUUGCAAACGGAGUUCCUCUACAUGGUUGAGCGGGUGGACGUCUGCAUCGAAUACCUGAAAGCGCACCGACACUUCCGCGAAGCCGAGAUCUAUUUGCUUCGCUUCCAGCAAUGCAUGACACGAGCCAUGACGCUCAUCAAGAUGUUUUUCGUUGGCUCACUCAAAGCACUCACUGUCGACGUCACGAAACGCAUGUCCGAGAAGGACGUCUCUGCGACGGCGCAGAUGCACUUGCUGUACACGCGGUUCUACACUGUCUCAGCACAACUUGCGCCUCUCCUUGCGGAGCUGGAGCGGCGGGCCAGUGCGCACCCUGACGAGCUCUCAUCUCUGCUGUCGGAAUGUCACAGCGCGUACUUCACUGCUAGAAAGGGUCUGCUAGUGAACAGGCUGCUCGAGGAGAUCAAGGGCUUGGAUCCUACGAGGACAGAGCUCGUCGAACUGACAAGGACUGGAUGUAGUUAUUUGAAGCAACUUUGUACCGACGAGUUCGAUCUCUUCCGUGCUUUCUUCAACUCGGGCGAAGAUCAGCUCUAUGCCUAUCUAGAGAGUCUCUGCGACUACCUCUACGACGAUCUCCGCCCGCGCAUCCUGCACGAGCCCCGCCUCACCGCGCUGUGCGAAGUUUGCACCGUCCUGCAAGCCCUCAUGGUCCUUGACGUGCCCGCGAUCGACGACGACGACAACGACGACUACGUUGACGAGCUGAACCUCGACCUGGGUAGCAACGCCCGGCGGCCGGGCAAACGGGGCUUGCGCGCACUGCAUGUCGGGUACCUGCUGCAGAUGGUUCUGCAGGACGCGCAGACGAGGCUGUUCUUCAAGGCGCAGUCGGUGAUCCAGAGCGAUAUUCGGUAUUAUGUGCCGAAGGCGCAGGAUUUGGAUUACCCGCAGAAGCUUGUUUCUGCUAGGAAGCCUGUGACAGGGUUUGAGAUCAAGGAGAAGGAAAGUGUGAGCCAGCUGUUCCAGCUCAAGUCGCUCGAUAAACAAGAUACGUGGUACCCAACGCUGCGCAAGACUGUCUGGGUUCUCUCUCAGUUGCACGACUUCGUGAAGUCGGCGAUCUUCGACGACAUUGCUCGUGAGGCAGUCAACCUCUGUCGACAGUCGCUCGUGAGCGCGGCGGAGACGCUCAAGUCGAAGGCACAGUCGACGCUUGAUGGACAACUAUUCCUCGUGCGGCACCUCCUUAUCCUCAAGGAGAUGACACAGAAUUUGGAUCUCGAAAACAAAAACCCGGACAGGGGGAUCGAUCUCUCGGGGGUAACAGACACACUGGCGUCAAUGCUAGGAAGGACGACCUCGUUGCUUCCCUUCCCGAAUGCGUUGCUCACGUCGUUGGGUAUGCCAAGCGAUGAGAACAUGAACGAUGUCAGACGAGCUCUCGACCAAGAGCUGAAGAUCGCCUGCGAGGCCGUCAUCGCAUCUUGUGCCAAUCCAGUCACAGCUCCCCUCCGCUCGUGGACAGACCGCGUCCACGCUCACCGCCUUUCCGCCAAACCACUAGGGACCUCCUCUGUUUCAAGCGAGCCCCCGUCCAGCACGCAAACCGUCCAAAGCAUGCCCUGGGCAACGCCGACUGCCGUCAAUGCGCUCUUCACCACGUUCAAUGGGGCGUGCGCGACGGAGCUGCGCGCAGCCGUUGGGCGCCUGCGGUUGUACCUCGAGGACGAGCGGACGGUGAGCGUGCUGCUUGGGCACGUCCAGGACCGCAUUGUCGAUGACUGGGCAGAAUGGCGGGCGCUCGUGCGGGAUGUGUACCCGAUUGGCUCGGGCGCGGAGGUGGAUGUGGGGACGGAGGACCUGGCAAGAGCGAUGGUGAGGGGUGCUUGUGAUGAGCAUUCGGGACCCACUGCUGGGCCGUCUUCUACAUGA
Molecule: messenger RNA, 2538 nt
Organism: Rhodofomes roseus
Lineage: Eukaryota; Fungi; Basidiomycota; Agaricomycetes; Polyporales; Fomitopsidaceae
Product: Sec34-like family-domain-containing protein
Exons: 10
Coding region: 1-2538 (845 amino acids)
Biological process (GO): intracellular protein transport; Golgi organization; intra-Golgi vesicle-mediated transport
Cellular component (GO): cis-Golgi network; COG complex; membrane
Source: RefSeq, a predicted model, not a curated record